This is a messenger RNA of Wasmannia auropunctata (little fire ant), 1663 nucleotides long. RefSeq names its product carbohydrate sulfotransferase 11-like. Gene Ontology annotation, cellular component: membrane. The transcript is spliced from 4 exons. Lineage: Eukaryota; Metazoa; Arthropoda; Insecta; Hymenoptera; Formicidae. The record is from RefSeq and is a predicted model, not a curated record. The coding region runs from base 127 to 1305 and encodes 392 amino acids. Gene Ontology annotation, biological process: carbohydrate biosynthetic process. Gene Ontology annotation, molecular function: sulfotransferase activity.
AUUCACGUUCCCGAGAGCAUCGGCGGUACAGCGGUGCAAUGUAAUCUGUGUGUGUGUGUGUGUGUGUUCUUCAGUUUUGAUUUUAGAGAGUUUCUCGUGAAUUAUUAACGUGACAAAAGACAGGAAAUGCACACGAUGCAUAAGUCGUACAAAACGAUCGACGUAUUAACGUCGAGUGACGUUAAAAAUUCGACGAUUUGUCAGGGAUCACUGAAAGCUAGACUUUAUUACUUCUCGAAAAAGCUCCUCCUACUGAUACAGAGACAGAUCACGGUGAUAGAGUCGAUCGCGGCGUUGGCGACGGUUUGCAUCUUCACAUUGUUAAUACUGGCGAACUUAGCGCAAUCCUCGCACAACGCAGCGGAGAGGACAAACAUAGAGCCGGCCGCAUCGCUGAGGUAUGCAUCGCCGAAAUACGCGACUGUUGCGCGACGUGCCGUCGCGUCUGGAAUAAUGCCGCGAGCCCCGAUGUCGCGCGGCCAGAUGGAGGAUGUCAGGCGUGAGUUGGACAGGAGGAGGCGGUGGGUGGCACGCGUGUGUGAGACGAUCGACACGAAGAGAGCGCGCCCGGACGCCAGUCUGACGAGCAUGAUCGUCGACACGGAGCACAACGUGUCGUGGUGUCCCAUAUACAAGGCGGCGAGUUCCACGUGGAUGAAUUACUUCGCCGUUCUAAAGGGCACUCUGACCGACGCUACUGUAGACUUGGUACGUCGCAAUCUUACGCAGGUCAGCGAUAUCGUGCGGCAAAAGUUUCAGCAGGAAGCGGAUUCUAGUAAGAUCUACGAGAAGGUGAGCCGAACGAAGAAGUUCCUGAUUGUGCGACAUCCGCUGGAGCGUCUCCUGUCCGCGUACAGGGACAAGCUGGAGCACAUGCGGGACCGCGAGUAUUACUACAAACGCUUCGGCCGGCGCAUCGUGCUCAAGUACCGUCGAGCGUCGAGUGACGCGACUGCGGGGCGGCUGGAGCCGACGUUCGCCGAGUUUCUGCGAUUCAUAGUCAGCGAGAGGUACUUCGACGAGCACUGGGCGCCGUAUUACAGCACCUGCGAGCCCUGCGCGGUCCGCUACGACUACAUUCUCAAGUUCGAAACCCUGGACAGGGAUCAGAGCUUCCUCAUCCAGGACGCCAAGCUCGGCGGGUACCUGUACGAGCGGGAUUAUCCGCGUAACGUCAAUCCGCUUGGCGCGACCACCCGGGAGACACUCGACCAAUACGUGAGAGGGAUAUCGCGAUCGCUUCUCGACGAGGUCUACAAGAUUUACGAGAACGAUUAUAAACUGUUCAACUAUUCGUCCGUUUAAUAUAUUAUCGGCGUCUCCGUCUCGAUCAUACCAUUUAUACAGGCAGCUCUCAUAGAUUUUCUGUAUUAUGUAAUUGACAUAUACAAAAACACGUUAAAACUUCACGAAGACCUCGCUUUAAAUGUGAUAUAACGUAAGAACUUUUUAAAUAUCUUUUUUUUUUUCAUAUUUUCUUAGAGAAAAUAUUUUGUUUCUCAAAAUAUGUGUAAUUGAAAAAUACAUAUGUACUUAUAUUCUUUUUCUUGGACUUUGAGUUUCUUGGAAUUGCAUUGUACUUUGAUAUUUACAUUCAAAUAUACACACUUAUACACAUCGUUGUAUACCUCAUACAUAUAAAAUAUAAAAUAACAUUCACGAA